UCCGGAGAUCCAGACCGGGCGCUGUGAAACGCUGGAGGAAUCGCGUAAAGAAGAUGGACCUGUGGCUCUUGGUUUGCAUCGCCUUCUGUGUUCUUCAGUCCUCCAGCAAACCCACAGAGAAGAAGGACCGCGUCCAUCACGAUGCCCCCCUCAGUAACAAGGAGCAUGAUGAUGAGGAGAACUUCGACUACGACCACGAUGCUUUUCUUGGACAAGAGGAGGCGAAGACCUUUGACCAGCUCACUCCAGAGGAGAGCAACGAGAGACUGGGUAUGCUUGUAGAAAAGAUUGACGAGGAUCACGACGGCUUUGUCACCAUUGAUGAGAUGAAACGGUGGAUUAAACAUGCUCAGAAACGCUGGAUCUAUGACAACGUGGACCGUCAGUGGCAGGCUCAUGAUCUCAACUCAGACGCUUAUGUUUCCUGGGACGAAUACAAGAACGCCACCUACGGUUACGUCCUCGAUGGACCCGACCCAGAGGACGGUUUUAACUACAGGCAGAUGAUGGCCCGAGAUGAACGCCGUUUCAAGAUGGCUGACCAAGAUGGCGAUAUGAGGGCCAAUAAGGAAGAGUUUACAGCGUUUCUGCAUCCAGAGGAGUUUGACUACAUGAAGGAUAUUGUAGUGCUGGAGACCAUGGAGGACAUUGAUAAAAAUGGAGAUGGUCUCAUUGACUUGAAUGAAUAUAUUGGGGAUAUGUACAGUCAAAAUGGAGAUGCAUCUGAGCCCGAGUGGGUGAAGACAGAAAGAACACAGUUUACAGAGUUCAGGGAUAAAAACAAAGAUGGUCGUAUGGAUAAAGACGAGACCCGUGACUGGAUCCUGCCAUCCGACUAUGACCACGCAGAAGCCGAGGCCAAACACCUGCUGUAUGAAUCUGAUGCCGACAAGGACGGACGCCUCACAAAGCAGGAAAUUGUGAACAAAUAUGACUUGUUCGUCGGGAGCCAAGCAACUGAUUUUGGAGAAGCUCUAGUCCGACAUGACGAGUUUUAAUUUGGGAAAGUUUGUACUUGAAGAGUGCGCCAGGGGCGGCUGUGGCUCAGGUGGUAGAGCGGGUCGGCCACUAAUCGCAGGGUUGGUGGUUUGAUUCCCGGCCCACAUGACUACACAUGCCGAAGUGUCCUUGGGCAAGACACUGAACCCCAAGUUGCUCCCAAUGGCAUGCUAGCACCUUGCAUGCCAGCUCUUCUGUCAUUGGUGUAUGAAUGUGUGUGUGUGUGUGUGUGUGUGUGUGUGUGUGUGUGUGUGUGUGUGUGUGUGUGUGUGUGUGUGUGUGUGUGUGUGUGAAUGGGUGAAUGAGUCACAGUGUAAAGUCUUUUGAAUAUCGUUAAAGUUAAAAAGGCUAUAUAAGUGCAGACCAUUUACCUUUUGUGUGUUUACAAGCAUUCCUUGAUUUUCUACUGUGAAUCGAUCAAAUCCAGUUUCGUCUUUCAUAGGUUAUCGCUCACAGCCGAUAGAUCGCGACGUGUUUUCAAAUGCACUGAAAAUAUGAAGGAGUGUUCAGGUUGCCUUGUGAAGCUUGUUUAUGUAGCGUGCCGAUAUUUGUCUAAUUGCACAUCAUGGGUUUGUAAUGCACUAACAUGUCCAUAACAACAUUAUAGCUUGUGUGCAACCCGACACAACAGUAACUCUUAAACGAUUUCAACACUACAGUCACCAGUGGAGAUAUUGCACAUAAUAGAAACACUUUGUAUAAAGAAACAAUACCUGUAUGUAAACUACAUUUCUAAGUGACAUCAGAUGUUUUACAACCACUACGUGUACAGUUUGUGUGGAUACCUGCAUGUGGCCAGAGAAUGCAUGAUAUUAGAAAUUACAAUAAAUUAGUAAUAGAGCAUCUAUAUUCAGAGUCUCGCACUUUGAAUCAUAAUGGACCUAAUUAAGGAUUCGGAGUCUGCAGAUGCACAGAUAAGAAUUGCAUAGAGAUUAUAAUGAAGGUUUAUCAGAUAAAUCUGGAAAUUGUGCUGAUCAAUUAAAUACAUGUUUUUUUGUUUUAUCCCAAUGCCCAGUGGACAGUAAGUACAUACUACAAGGACAGGUAAAAACUGAUCUGAGAUCAGCACCCAUUUAUGGUUAACACGAUGGGCCUCAAUGAUGUAACGCAAGCGUAGUAUCCGUGUAAACCAUUCUUAAAACUAUUCUUGCGCUUGUGCCAACCAGGCCAAGAGUGAUAAAGCAACAUGCGAUAAAAGUGUUUUGUUUUUACUUCUGGUGCGUUGUGCUGGAUGGUCCAAAAUCCCACUUGUCAUAAUUGUACAUCAGAUAUCGUCUGAUAGGCUGGGAUUGUCUCGCGUCACGCAGGAGCUUCGCAUUCAUUGUGUACAGACACCUUCAUUUUCGCUUAACCUCUUAAACGCUGCGUGGGGAGGCGCUAUAUGGCAAGCCAUUUUAACACUUAAAAGACUGAAGUCCCUGGGUGCAUACAGUAAGUUAGGCAUAUGUGGUGUCAUUUGAAAGCUUAGAAUCUGAUCUUUUCAGAGAAGUUAUCACUUUUGCAUUUAGUUGCAUAAAAUAACAAAAUAAGGCCUAAAAACAUUUAUGUCGCAAAUUGGCCCCACCUUUAGGUUACGGUGUAGAAAUAUUACAAUUUAUAUAAAAGUCCUUCACAUAGCACCUACAUAGACACAUUUGAGUCUGUCAAAAGAUCUGAUCACCCCUAAAUAGCCUCAGACUUUAUAUCAAAUCUUUCCUUGGUUUGUUAGCUUAAAAUUAGUUAAAGAUAUUACUUGUUUACUUGUUUGUUAGCUUGCUUGGGUUGUAGCUUGUUGUGUCAAAAACAUGUAGUCGGGUACAAGAAGUAUGAGAAACAAAUCAUCAGUAAAUUAGGUUCCCAUCAUUGAAGAUGAAAUGUAAAGCUGGGAUUCUCUGCUUUCCAAUGGCAUCUAGAUCGGGCUUCUAGACUGCUCAGAAGCCAAGAUAUGCAACAAAACAGUGUGGAAGCUCUCAGCACUUCAAAAAAAAAGACUUGUUGUCUAUGGUUGAGCGCUAAAAUGCCAUAAAGCACCACCUACAUUUUAGAUCAGUAUAAUGUUUUGAAAGGCGAUAGAGGAAAAACUAUUGUUUCUAGUAAUUGCUGCCAUCCAGUGGAAUAAAAUAAGACUUUUUGCUUGAAAAUAGAGGACAUAGAACUGAAAUAGCAUGCUUUUAAACUAGACGUUUAGAGAUACAAAAAUAAAUAAAACGUUUUUAAUCAUAAAAUUAAACAAAUACAAUGUUAUUUAUUAAUCAUUGCAACCAUUUCUUAAAAUAUUGGGGGCUAUCUGUAAAAUGAGACAAUUUUUAUGUAAUUAGUCCACUGUAUGUGUGAACAGGGAGCCUUUAAAUUUGAGUGUGAAAAAUUCCAGAUGGUAGCCCAAAAAUCCUGCAUAGUGUAAGAGGUUAACUUGUUGCGUCACGCCUGGUGAGAACCAGUUUUUAACGUAAAUCAUUGUAUGCAUAUCCCAAAUAAUGUCCCAAUUUAUGAAAACACCCCCAGUUUGAAGGGCCCGUCAAUUGCAACCUGUCUUUCAGACCUUUAUAAAGUUCUAGAAUGAUCAUUUAUGGACUGAACCACAAACCUUUUCCUUUCCUCAAGUGCCCUUUUCUGUCUUGUGCCCAUAACCGUAAAACAGCUUCAUGUUUUUGACUUUAGUGUUUAAUUUGUGUAUAUGUUUGUCUAUAAUUAAAUGUGAACUGUAUUCAAUAUGCUGUGUUCAGGCAUUGUAAAUAUUGUCUUGAAGCUGAGAGUUUUUCCUCAAUAAAAUUGAU
This is a messenger RNA of Xyrauchen texanus (razorback sucker), 3752 nucleotides long. RefSeq names its product calumenin-B. Lineage: Eukaryota; Metazoa; Chordata; Actinopteri; Cypriniformes; Catostomidae. Gene Ontology annotation, molecular function: calcium ion binding. The transcript is spliced from 7 exons. Gene Ontology annotation, cellular component: endoplasmic reticulum. Bases 54 to 998 code for a protein of 314 amino acids. The record is from RefSeq and is a predicted model, not a curated record.